Messenger RNA from Stegastes partitus (bicolor damselfish), 1416 nucleotides. It is a transcript of the gene txndc12, whose product is annotated as thioredoxin domain containing 12 (endoplasmic reticulum). Bases 73 to 594 code for a protein of 173 amino acids. Lineage: Eukaryota; Metazoa; Chordata; Actinopteri; Pomacentridae. The record is from RefSeq and is a predicted model, not a curated record. The transcript has 7 exons. Gene Ontology annotation, cellular component: endoplasmic reticulum.
CUUCCGGGUCACUGGUUAACUCAGCAGUCACUGCCGUUAGCCGCUAACGAGGGAGAAAAAAAUCCGGUCAAAAUGAAAACCUCUUUAGUAAAUGUCGCCGUUUUCUCGUUCCUGCAGGUUUUAUUGUCACUGUCGGGUUUCCAGGAGGUCGUCGAGGCCGCCAGCGGGAGAGGAUUCGGAGAUAACAUCCACUGGAGGACGCUGGAUGACGGCAAGAAAGAAGCCGAGGCCAGCGGGCUGCCCAUCAUGGUCAUCAUCCACAAGAGCUGGUGUGGAGCCUGCAAAGCACUGAAGCCCAAAUUUGCUGAAUCCAAGGACAUCUCUGAACUGGCACACAACUUUGUGAUGAUCAACCUGGAGGACGAGGAGGAGCCAAAGGAUGAAACCUUCAGCCCAGAUGGUGGAUACAUUCCUCGGAUUCUUUUCCUCGAUCCCAGCGGCAAAGUCCAUCCUGAAAUCACCAAUAAAAACGGGAACCCCAACUACAAGUACUUUUACAGCAAUGCAGAGCAAGUCGUGUCCGGCAUGAAGGAGGCUCAGGAGAAGCUGACGGGCGACGCCUUCAAGCAGGGCCACACCGGAGACGAGCUGUGAGGAGGCAGCGACGGGCAUCAGGCUGUAAGGGCUACACUUCCUCCACCGGAGCGUCAGGGCUCCCACAAAACAAACCCCUUACUCUAUUUAUACACUGCUCAGUGGGGUGCAGCUCACUGACUGAACCAAGCCAACCCUUAGAGGCGUCUUAGAGGUGCUUCAGUAUUUCUUUCUUGUCUCGUACGGUUUUCUCCAACACACUCCUGUUUUUAACCAUGUAAGCUACUCCUCUAAAUGCCAUAUUACUGUACUUCCUGUCUGUAGAGGACGCAACCGACUCCAGCUCGCCACGUUAACUGCCGUCUGUUAUUAACUCUCACUCGCUGUUCACCUUUUUAAUAUGCCAAGUUUUUAACAGAGCAAAAAUGCUUUGUUUGAUUACACUUUUUUGGUUUCCAGGAGUUUCACAAAUACAUGUAGAGCAAUGUUAAGUUGCUUCAGUUAAACCACUCGUUCACAGUUUCGCCCAGCAGCAAAGAUCCAGGAUUUCAUGUUAAUAUUUUAACACCUACAGUGAUGUGCUUCCAAAGAUCCUCUACAGUACGUUAGUUAUAUCUGUGACAAUACUCAUCGUGUACUUCUGAUUUUUAUUCACUGUCUUUUAAAUAAUAAUUCUUCAUUUAUUCCUGCCAAAUUUCUGUAUAGUUAUUCUAUAUCUACCUUUUGUUCUGCUGCUCGUGAAGUGACACCACCCCUCGUUUUUUUUUUACUGGCCUUGUUAAAACUCUUUAAAUGAGGGAUGGGAACAUUGGUUAAGUGUCCUGAUGUAUUUUAUACAUGUACACGGCCAAGUGUGCAAAUAAAGUUUGUUGUAUUGACUAA